ACCGGUUUUGUCCACAUCCAUUGACUGAGAACAGGAAUGAGUAUAGAAAUUCCUGAAGGACUGACGGAGCUGUUACAGAGCUUUACCGUGGAAGUGUUGAGGAAUCAGCCCAGGGAUUUGCUCGAGUUUGCGUUGCAGUACUUCACCCAGCUGAAGGAAAGCGAGACCAAAGAGGCCUCAUUUGGCAAUGACCAAAAUUCGGCCCCAAGACCUGGAAAAGCGGUCAAUUUCAUUGACGAAGCCAUGCAGAUCGAUUCGGAAAACGGAGAGGAGGAGGACGAUGAUGACGAGGAAUUCAUAGCCCCGGUAAUAAACAGAUUCAUCAGAAGAGCUUCAGUGUGUGCUGAAGCGUUCAACCCUGAUGAAGAUGAGGAGGAUAAAGAGCCAUGGGUCACCCACCCAAAAACCGAUGAGCAGAGACAGAGACUACAGGAAGCAUGCAGGGACAUUCUUCUAUUCAAGAAUUUGGAUGCGGAAGAGAUGUCUCAGGUGCUGGAUGCCAUGUUUGAGAAGUUCUGCACCGAAGGCGAGCACAUCAUUGAUCAAGAUGAUGAUGGAGACAACUUCUAUGUUAUUGAAAGUGGGACGUUUAACAUUUUUGUGAAGGUUGAUGGCACAGAGAAGCUUGUAGGCUGCUAUGACAACCGUGGCAGCUUCGGAGAACUGGCGUUGAUGUACAACACCCCCAGGGCAGCCACAAUAAUCGCCACCUCGCCUGGAGCCCUUUGGUGCCUAGAUCGUCUGACAUUCAGGAGGAUCAUAGUGAAGAACAAUGCCAAGAAGAGGAAGCUGUACGAGGCGUUCAUCGAAACGCUGCCACUGCUUACGUCAUUAGAGCUCUCAGAGAGAAUGAAGGUAGUCGACGUGAUAUCCACCAAGGUGUACAGUGAUUCGCAGCAGAUUAUUGCUCAGGGCGAUUUGGCUGAUUGCUUCUACAUUGUUGAGUCCGGCCAAGUUAGAAUCACCAUCAAAAGAAGCAGGACGAAAAAAGAACAGGAGGAAGAGGACGUGGAUAUCGCCACAUGCUCUCGGGGACAGUAUUUUGGGGAGUUAGCGCUUGUCACAAACAAGCCCAGAGCUGCAUCAGCCUAUGCUGUGGGGAGCGUCAAAUGCUUGGUCAUGGACGUUAAAGCCUUCGAGAGGUUGCUGGGCCCGUGCAUGGACAUCAUGAAGAGAAACAUUGCUAACUAUGAGGAGCAGCUGGUGACCCUGUUUGGAAGUAGCACUGAGAUUGAGCAACAAAGUGCAUGAGACAGCUCCAAUGGACCUUGAUUCAGUGGAUGGAAAACAAAAAAAAAAGAGGCUUGUACGGAUGUUUUUUCCCCAUAAUCACUUUAACAGCUUUUCUUACAAGAAAUGUGAAUAUCCACUACAAACGUUUGUGUGUCAGAUAAAUGAAACAGACCACGCCUGAUUCCCAUAUGAGACCCUGUUAAUUUUAGCAGAGUUUGCCACAGUGUUAUAACAAAAGUAAAGUAAGCCAAAGCAGAGUUGCUUAAAGCUUGUUUAAAUUAGAUUUCACACGACUCUAACCUUAAAAAUGUAAGUGUGCAUUUUACUUGUCAGAUGCAUUAUUUGUUUGAGUAUUGAACACUUUUGUCAACUCUCACCUUUUCUCCACAGUGUUAUAGUUACACCUACAGGAUAAUAUCAUUUGUAAAUUUCUAAACAUUGUUCAAAUCAGACGCCAAAGCUAAUUUGUUACCGGAUAACCUUGAGCAAAUAUGUCAUUUUUGGCAAGAGCACCAACACUCAUGUAUUCAUGUGAGGUGCACCAGAAAAGGGCGCCCCGACAUGAGCAAGGAUAAACAAUAUGUAGAGAAGGUGGAUUUGAUUCUGUGCUUUAAUAACAUCGCUCACAUUUCGAUCACAGCAGAAUGUAGACUUGGAAGUACAUUUUUACACAAUACUUUUCUGUUGAUCAUAAGAUUGAAUCCCUCGAAUACACGUUCAUAAACUGUAUGUCACUGUUGGUUAGUGUGUGUGGCUGUUAGCCUAAUAAAAUGCUUUUGCAAAAAAGAAAAAAACAAACUUGAGAGAGAUAGCUGAUAGUUUUGUAAGAAUAUACAACACAUUGCUGUACAAUUUGAAACUGAGUAUUUACUGUUAUUAUAUAGGCCCACUUUUAAUUCAAUAAGUUACCCCACCAGAUUGUAGUAAUUAUAGGCAAUAUCUUGAGACUAUUGCUUCUCCUGUGUUCCAAUGUAAAAUUUAAAUCAUUUUGCUUUUUGUGUCGGUGAAACAUAUAUUAUGAUUAUAACAUCCAUUAUUGCUGUCUACCUCUGCCAACAACUUCUACUGUUUGGAAAACACAUAUUCUGAUAUUCCCUCUCAACACGAAUCUAAAGUGGGUCUUCUCUCUCUCUUCUUCUUCUCUGUCUCUCGUUUUGAAAUUGAUAAUUGAAGUCUUCUGUAUUUCGUCUGUGGUUUACUGCAGCUUAAAAUGUUUAAAGCUGAUUUGACAUUGAAACAUUCUGAAUUUAUUCCCCUGCCCCCCCUUUGUGCAGGUAGUACUGGUCAUUUUUGAAGGCAAACCCAUAAUA
Chelmon rostratus (copperband butterflyfish) is the source of this 2543-nucleotide messenger RNA. RefSeq names its product cAMP-dependent protein kinase type II-beta regulatory subunit. NCBI's taxonomy places the organism in Eukaryota, Metazoa, Chordata, Actinopteri, Chaetodontiformes, Chaetodontidae. The record is from RefSeq and is a predicted model, not a curated record. Gene Ontology annotation, biological process: regulation of protein phosphorylation. Bases 37 to 1251 code for a protein of 404 amino acids. The transcript has 11 exons. Gene Ontology annotation, cellular component: cAMP-dependent protein kinase complex. Gene Ontology annotation, molecular function: cAMP-dependent protein kinase regulator activity.